Molecule: messenger RNA, 960 nt
Organism: Humulus lupulus (European hop)
Lineage: Eukaryota; Viridiplantae; Streptophyta; Magnoliopsida; Rosales; Cannabaceae
Exons: 3
Coding region: 1-960 (319 amino acids)
Source: RefSeq, a predicted model, not a curated record
AUGGGUUCUCUAUACUCUAAUCUUUUUCCGAAUUGGUGUUUUACAAAUAAUAACCCUUGGCUUGAUAAAGGGAGGAUAGUUAUUGCAUGGCUACCAAGUUUGUUUACUGUUGAUAUUAGCUUAUGUACAGCUCAAUUAAUCCACUGUGUUGUGCACCCAAGACAGAAACAAGACAGAUUUGAUGUUACAUUUGUGUAUGGAUUUAAUGAAGAUAAGAAGAGAGCUCAACUUUGGAUUGAGUUGGAAGAGAUUUCAAUGCAAAUACAGGGGCCUUGGAUAGUUAUGGGGGAUUUUAAUGAUAUUAUGUUUAGCAAUGAAAGAGUGGGAAAAAGAUGUAAUAAAAGUCCUACUCAAGAUUUUCGAGAUUGUGUGGAAAAGUGUAAAUUGGAAGACCUGAAAUAUUCUGGGAUUUUUUAUACCUGGAAUAAUAAGCAAAGGCCAGAGGAUCGAGUUUUCUCUAAACUAGAUCGAGCCUUAGAAGGAGCUUAUGGCACGGAUAUGUAUAAGCUGACAGUAAAACCUAAGCGUUUGAAGAAAAUUCUUAAGUGCAUUAAUAAGGAAGGUUUUCAUGAUAUUCACAAAGCAGAAAUGAUUGCUAAGGAGGAAUUGGUGGUUUUGCAGGAAAAAGACAAAUAUGCUAAAGUAUACAAGGCUUAUUCUCUCUUCUUAGCUCAGAAAGCAAAAAUUGCUUGGGCCAAAAAUGGUGAUGAAAACACAGCAAUAUUUCAUGCUUCACUGAGGCCAAGGAGAAUUCAGAACAGAAUAUAUUCAAUAGAGGAUGCGCAGGGGGUCUGGUGUGAUACACCUCUUACUGUUCAGGAAGCCUUUUUACAGUAUUACCAGCAGCUCCUUGGCUCUGAGAUGCAGAACAGACACCGGGUGAAGAAAUGUAUAAUCAAUCUUGGGCCAAAAUUUUCUGAGUUGCAUUCCAGCAGACUUGAAACCGAGUACACAGCUUAG